AGCGAGACCGCCGAUUUGUUGUCGAAGCGCAACAUCUGACUUCAACGAUUCCUCCUCCACCGCAGAACACUCGUACUCCUCUCAAGAAACAUCUCAACAACUCACACGAGUCUCAUACAACUCUCCACAUACUCAUUUUCUCAACUAAACCUCUUCAGCCGCAAAAAUGGGAGGAGGCAACGUAAGCGCUUCCCUCCCACUACUGCCCCUCCAUCGGCUUCGCAAGGCAACAACAUGUCCUAACAAUUCCGCAACAGGGAGCCAAAGCAGCAUCCAAGCGUGAGCGCAACGCCAAAGACACCAAGGGCGCCGCCAAAUCGCAACUCAAGGCCAACGAGAAGGCUAUGGAUAUCCAGUGUGUGGUUUGCAAGUCGACGUUCUUGAAGACCACCAGAGCCCCAGCGUAAGUCCACCUUGCGAUAUUUCUGCGCCGCAGAAAAAUAUGAGACAAGAAGUUUCAGCCGAUCGUAUGGAAACAAUGGAUUGUAUUGGCCGUCUCUCUGCGGCGUGGAAGGCAUGCUUGUAUCUGAAGUUGAAGUUGGCGCAAGAUAAAGAUUCAGGGGACAUUUGGCUAAUAUCCACACCUGUCAGAUUGACCGAGCACGCCACGAACAAGCACAGCAAGACGAUCGAGGACUGCUUCCCUACCUUUGGAAAAUAGAUGAGAUGCGCUAGAUUCGAUAUGUGGGCAAAGACAAAAGAGACGUCAACUACCACAGUAGACAAAAGCUUGUUGCUGAAUGGCAACAUGUGAUAUGGGGCAGAUUUGCUUUGGAGAUUUACGAUGAGACGAAGGGUAUGAUGGCGAUGGCGGGGGUCUUUUAUGAUAGCGACAGGCGUUGGGAAUUAACAUAGACAGAGUCGCAUACAUGAAUGGAACUGUGAUACACAUCUCACAUACUCACCUCGUGAUGGUCGUUCUGGGAUUGGAAUGCUUCAAGCGCUUUGCUACGUUUAGGGUAAGUAUAGAAACGACCGGGAACAGAACCAACGUAUCAAUACCAAUGUUUGUCCUAGACCAUAUUUCGUGUCAAGAAGUACGCAUAUCUAUUCGUCUUAGCCUUGACCAAGAGCCU
Messenger RNA from Hymenoscyphus albidus, 1076 nucleotides. The record is from the annotation of a GenBank genome assembly. Lineage: Eukaryota; Fungi; Ascomycota; Leotiomycetes; Helotiales; Helotiaceae.